CAAUAAAGUGUUGCAACACGGUUUCUUGACGAACACAUGCACAUGCACUACAUUUAUUGUAAACUCUCUCAACUAACCGUUUGUUAUAAGCUAAGCUUUCAAUAAUAAUAUGAUUUGAUGUGCAUUAGCUUGGUCAAAUCGAUCAUUGCUAUAUAAUCCCAUCCCUUCGGCCCUCGACUUCUCAUCCCUACUCGAUAUCAUCAUCUAAAAAUACCCGUACGUAAUUAAUCACUACGUACUAAGAUGACUUGUAGCAAAGUAUUCAUGUUUUUGGUCCUUGGUGCACUAGUAUGCACUACUUGUACUAGUGCUAGGAAGCUAUUGAGUACCUCUAGUUCUUUCGAAGAUGAGAAGUUCUUUGGCCACGGUGGUGGCUUAGGUGGAGGUGGUGGGUUUGGCAAGGGAGGCGGUGUUGGCCUUGGAGGUGGUGCUGGAGGCGGAGCUGGCUAUGGAGGCGGUGUUGGGGCUGGUGGGGGUCUUGGUGGCGGAGGUGGUGGAGGUCUUGGAGGAGGUGGUGGUGGUGGUGGUGGACUAGGUGGUGGAUUAGGCGGAGGAGCAGGUGGUGGUGCGGGUUUCGGUGGUGGUAAAGGUGGUGGACUAGGUGGUGGUGCCGGGUAUGGAGCAGGAGGUGGAGGUGGAGCUGGUGGUGGUGGUGGACUAGGUGGAGGAGCGGGUGGAGGUGGAGGGCUUGGUGGUGGUGGCGGUAGUGGACUAGGUGGUGGGGCUGGUGCAGGCGGAGGUUCCGGGUAUGGAGCUGGUGGUGGAUUAGGUGGAGGAGCUGGUGGUGGUGGUGGACUAGGUGGAGGAGCUGGUGGUGGUGGAGGACUUGGUGGUGGUGGUGGACUAGGUGGAGGAGCAGGUGGUGGUGCUGGAUAUGGAGCAGGAGCUGGAGCUGGAGGAGGAUUAGGUGGAGGAGCAGGUGGUGGUGGAGGGCUUGGUGGUGGAGGUGGUGGCGGCCUUGGUGGUGGUUCAGGCGGUGGAUUUGGUGGAGGUGUUGGUGCUGGUAGUGGAAUAGGACAUGGAUUCCCUUGAAAGUGAUAUCAUGCUUGUUUUCCUAGUGUACUACAUACCCUGGCUACUACGUACCAUAUGUAUUACUCCGUAUUGUAUUAAUCUAGAAUGGGAGAUUUAACUCUCUUAUUCGAGUUUUUAUUGGUACUUAUUUUGCAAUAUUGUACUGAUAAGUCUAAAUCCGUCUAUUACUAAAGUUUUAAUUCAUAAAUGAAGUCGAUAACUAUCAUUUCCUAGUUUGUUA
Messenger RNA from Spinacia oleracea (spinach), 1255 nucleotides. RefSeq names its product glycine-rich cell wall structural protein 1. The coding region runs from base 244 to 1032 and encodes 262 amino acids. NCBI's taxonomy places the organism in Eukaryota, Viridiplantae, Streptophyta, Magnoliopsida, Caryophyllales, Amaranthaceae. The transcript has a single exon. The record is from RefSeq and is a predicted model, not a curated record.